Molecule: messenger RNA, 1462 nt
Organism: Annulohypoxylon maeteangense
Lineage: Eukaryota; Fungi; Ascomycota; Sordariomycetes; Xylariales; Hypoxylaceae
Exons: 1
Coding region: 81-836 (251 amino acids)
Source: RefSeq, a predicted model, not a curated record
GUGGCUAUUUCCCCUUGCACGAGGACCAAGCCCGAGUCUACUGUCCUCACCCAUUUCAGCUUGAUGCUUCUAAGGCUCGAAUGAUAUCUAUCGAACGUGCUGGCUACUCGGGCUCUCUUGAUACUAAGAGAUCUAUUAGUACUGGGGUGGCGAUGGGAGCUAACCCUUCCACGACCCUUCCUGUAACUAUGGCCGAACGAUCUACGCGACUUGCGCAACAUAAUCCUCCAGGUCGGUCACAACCUAGUUUCGAUUCCGGAUCCAACACGCCCGUCGCUAGUUACAAUCCGACCGGAACGCAGGAUAACCCUCUACCGAUGGGUAAAUAUUAUCCUACCAACUACGUGAAAAGGAAAGAGGAGAAGAGAAACAGGCAACAAGGCAGGCCGCCACCGUCGAAUCUUAUUCCCUCCCCUCCGACGGGAACUAAAUCGGAAACCCAGAUACCCACUGCCAGAGACACCUCUGCGAUGGGACAUUCACGCAACGAGUCCGACGCGAAACGCAGGCUACAGCAGUACCAACGCGACAUGAUUGCUCAAGCGACAAUAGCUCUUAAUGGCGGGAGUGUUAAUGCGGCAACGAUGAGUUCUCUGAGGACGAUCGGAUUCACCAGUGUGUCCAAACCGAGUAAGCCGAGACUGGCGCCCCUAGGAUCUCCGGGCCCAGUGACACCUAUGGAAUUGGAAGGUUCAGAAGACGGCUAUUUGGGGGCACGAGGCCCGGCGGACGUUCAGGUCGAACAGAUCACUCGCGCUAUUAGGGCCGAGGAGGAAUGUAAACGACGAGAGGGCGCGACAUCACCGGCCGUUGAACUGGGUCCCAACACAUUCUGAGUGCGCUAUCUUUCAUUAUAGCAAACAGCCUAUGCUGUUACAUGCUGUCACUGAGCCGACUAAUGUGCAAUACCAUUACUUCGAUCACAUCUCUCGUCGCUAUACGUUUUAUUAUGAGGGCUUAGCGGCUCCUUAGCAAAUGCCCAACUAUGGAGGUCUUUUCUGAUCUCCUAAAUCCCGGCAAUGCUACGAGAACAGGACGGGGAUUUCUCGUCUUAUGUAUCAACAACGCCAUUCGUUUCUACCCUAGAGUUGCAUUACGCACUCCAGAUCUACUUGUUGCAUAUUUGUUCGGCUGGCCGUCAUUUUGCCGCCGACUAGUACACGUAUCGGCGCUCCGAGCCGCCACGUCUCCUUUGUCUCGUUAUGAUACCCUAAAGACUGGAUGAUACGACUACAUUUGCAUGCAUGGAUUUAACAGGCGCAGGGAACCGGCAGAUGGAUUGGAAAUUGAGUGAUAGUCUGACUUCAACAUAUUGCUUAUCGAAGUAUCGACACUGACUUUUAUUCUUCCUACUCGAUCAGGGGCAGCUCCCGAGUGGACACUCGCCCGUAGGUACUAUCAAGGACAGGAGACAAGAGCGUAGGUUAGGAGAUUCGGGAAAACAAGAAAUAUAUAGUUUGGA